Molecule: messenger RNA, 2458 nt
Organism: Boeremia exigua
Lineage: Eukaryota; Fungi; Ascomycota; Dothideomycetes; Pleosporales; Didymellaceae
Exons: 1
Coding region: 57-2015 (652 amino acids)
Source: RefSeq, a predicted model, not a curated record
AGGUGGCUCAGAUCUCAUACUCUAGGACACGUCCUGGAAACUCCUUCUCGAGCAUAAUGUCAAGUCGAGGACGCCAAGGAGCAAUCGCAAAAGCAAUUCCCCUCAGGAACCCAACAAAUCAAAAGGAAUGGCCCUCGGAGCCUGCAAGUUUAGAAGAACUGGAGCAGCAGUGGAUACCAGCGACAAGGCGUGCACUCCUGACUUGGCUUCAGGAAGCGAGGAAUAGAGCCACACAGAACUCGGAUCUGGACAAAAUCAAGCCAUGCAAGCAAGCGCUCGACGCAGAAUGGUCAAAUUGGGUAAAAGAGGCUGAUCUCGAAACUGGGACUAUGAAAGGCGGCACGGUAGCUGCAACCGACUGUGAAGCUGCCAUGCUUCGUUUACAGCGAGAGUACCAGAAGGUUCACAGUGACUUGAGCACCGAUCAUAAACACGAUGAGUACCGCUAUGCUCAAAUAGCGUGGGAAGACUUUUUGUACUUCCAGAACGAAUGGAAUCGUCGCUACCUGGAGGUUAACAAGAUAUACUAUGAAACCAGGCAAGAGGCUGCAAGCGCCAAAAGAGCCGACCCGAUACUCUAUUUUUACCAACUCUGGAGAGAUCACCUUUGGGAGCUAUACACAAAGUUCGGAUUGGGGAACAGAAACUCUUCGCCAAAGAGCGUGACUCCAGAUGUCGCGCAUCGCUAUUCGCAGCCUCCAAGAGGGACCACGUCUACCAAACUGAAGGCGUAUAGAAUACGAAGCGAGCAACUCAAGCUCAAAUUUCCAGGGGCGGACUCACGCAUCGUGGAUUUGGAUAAGCUGCUCACCACCAACAUUCAAAGGAACCCCAGGGCUACGGAAUGGAUCAUAGAUCAGGAUAUCUUCACUCUUGAACAAGAAGAGAAAGAUCGAAGCUAUCUGCAAAGCCCUACCACCAAAGCUCUGCUGCCCACAGGUCAUGAUUUGCACCACGGUGUCCUAGAGACUAGUUUCGACUGGCCUACCUCAUUCGAUGCCGAUGAAUGGGGAAACGUGAUUGCUGUAACUGCGAAUAAGCGGGAUUAUGUGUAUGAGGAGGAAGAGUACCAAACAGAAAACGGCAAAACAGAUCGACGUUACAAGAAAGAUGGACAGGGUCGUCCCAUACGACUCACGGAAACUUGUGGGUACAUAAAGGAAAAGCACAAAAAAGAGAGUGAGGUCUUCAUUCACGAUCUUAAUGAAGAUGGCAGUGUUGUAGGCCGUGACAGAGGCGGCGUCUGGGUCGGACGUUUCGGAACCGCAACUGAGAUCUACUACAAGCAUGUGCUCAAAAACCGGAAAAAGAUACCCGACAUACGAUACCGCUCGAAAUUUCAGUUCAAAAUCGUGAAAACCAAGUCAAAGUGGAAGAGGGUGACCAGAUACCAGCGCCACCUUCAGUCAGCCAAUGGAAGGCUUGAUACGAAUGGCAAUACACUCGUGGAUCAGCUCUCUGACGACGAGGCUGUUGAUUGCAUCAAGUCCAACUUGAACUUUUGCCGCUCCGGGAACGUUCAGUCUGAUUCUGACCCUCAAAAAGCUCGGCCAGUUGUGAUAGACAACGGCAGUCACAGCAGUGAUGAUGAUAGCAGUGGCGAGAGCGACGAAGAUCUAUUCGCAAUUUCGUAUCGCGAAUGCUCAGGGUCAGUCAGCGAUCACGCACGAAUUCUACUUGUGAAGCUGAAGUAUGAAAUCGGACGCGUAAAUCCACGAUGGACAUACCGCGAUGUCCUCAAAUUAGUGGCAGCGGGAGCACUCGACGAAGAGGUGCAAAGGAUAUAUCGAGAGACUUACACUCUCCCAUCAACGUACGACUACAGCUCAGAGGUACUGAUCAGCGCGACGCGACAGCUUAUGGCCUGGGAGAAAGAUCUGGGAAAUGCUGGUUGGACUGUUUCCUACGUUGCAGCAAAGCUGUCCGGUGAGCUCGAGCCAGACGAAGGUGAUCUGGAGAGUCAAUACCAGGCCCGCCUGAUACAUCAAAGACCGGAUACUCCCAGCCCAGAAUAACGCCCGUGCUGUUGACUUGCUCGAGCGUUUGCCCAGACAAUCCGGCGAUGCCGAAUGGGACGCUGUCAAGAUUGCCAGUGCGCUACAAGACGAAGACAACGUUAGCACAAUUGAAAGGAAACACAGGGAUUCCAUUCAGCCUCUCAGAGACCUUGUGACAAAGCGCUCAAUACCCGGGGUCGUUCAGCCAAAGGCGUCGUUCGUCCUCGAGAAACGGACCAUGGUUGUACAAUGGUUUCUAGAUAACAAAGAUCCAGCGGUCUCAUAGAGCUACUCGCUGAUUCGAAAAGAAGAUUGUGGUGAUGUGCUUAGGGUAUGUAAGGUUGCCUUGGAAAGUAAGGACGUCUACCCGACGAGAAAUGCCCUGACUUCGAGGUCCGUCAUGAACGCGGUCAGACCGCGCUCUGAGCGGUAUGUUGUUUGACAAGGUGGUAUAAUUCGGU